AUGCGAAAAGAUGUUAGUCGCCCUCAUAAAUGUUCAUUGAUGUGUUACUUACUAGACGAUGAUGGUAGUUUAUCUUCUUUGAAUGGAACGACCGAAAAGGGUUUGUUGGCUUCGUCUAUGACAGCAGAUGAUAAAUUCAUUGAAAUAAAUGAAACAGGGGAGAAAUGUAUUAAACGAUUCUUCGCUUUGAAGAGACAUUAA
Molecule: messenger RNA, 201 nt
Organism: Clunio marinus
Lineage: Eukaryota; Metazoa; Arthropoda; Insecta; Diptera; Chironomidae
Source: the annotation of a GenBank genome assembly